CCCACACCACCAAAGCCCACCAAGCCUCAAACGCCCACGUUGGAGCAGUAGCAGCAGCACAGAGCCAGAGCCAACCAGCCGUUCGAUCGUCCAACGCAGACGGAUCCGAUGGCCCUCGCUCUCUCCGGCUCCGCUGCUGCCCGCGCGCUCGCCCAGCGGCUGGCCCCGGCCACCGCCAGGGGCUACGCGGCGGCGGCCUCCUCCGGGGCGAUGAGGCGCGGCGCCGCGGCGGCCGCGGACGGGAAGGCGGCCAGGGAGGCCGAGAAGGCCGCGGCCGACGCCUCGUGGGUGCCCGACCCCGUCACCGGCCACUACCGCCCCGCCAACCGCGCCGCCGGCGCCGACCCCGCCGACCUCCGCGCCGCGCACCUCGGACAGACCUACGCACGGGCCUGAAGCCCGGCUC
This is a messenger RNA of Triticum dicoccoides, 406 nucleotides long. RefSeq names its product late embryogenis abundant protein 41-like. Bases 109 to 396 code for a protein of 95 amino acids. The record is from RefSeq and is a predicted model, not a curated record. The transcript has a single exon. Gene Ontology annotation, cellular component: mitochondrion. Gene Ontology annotation, biological process: response to stress. Lineage: Eukaryota; Viridiplantae; Streptophyta; Magnoliopsida; Poales; Poaceae.